Molecule: messenger RNA, 2419 nt
Organism: Sesamum indicum (sesame)
Lineage: Eukaryota; Viridiplantae; Streptophyta; Magnoliopsida; Lamiales; Pedaliaceae
Gene: DGS1
Product: dgd1 suppressor 1
Cellular component (GO): mitochondrial outer membrane
Source: RefSeq, a predicted model, not a curated record
UCAAUUUUCAUUUUAUUUACAACUUCUCUGCACAAUUCCGCUUCCUCCCCAAGUUCCUUCCACAGCCUUCUCUCGCAUACAAUCGGAGAAAGAGUUUGAGAGUUUGGGUUGCUGCAGGAAUGGAGGAAGAGUCUCCAUUGCCUUCCAACAACGUCAGAGCUCUACUUUCAUUCUACUCCAACUAUUUUCAUAACCGCCUCCGCACCUUCUUCCCACUUUCUCUGACUUCCCAGGACAGUUUCCUAUUGAGGAUUGCCAACUUCUAUGGCUCUUCGAAACGGCGUCGGAGGAAAACUUGCCUCCCUCUCCCGUUGCCCUCUGCCGCCGCUGCUGCUUCACUUGACCGAUCUCCUGCGAUUACAACAGAGGCAUGUAGAAGUUUUGAUCUUUUGGAGGAUAUUAUUGAGCGCACACUUCAAAAUUUGCACAGCAUCCAGAAGAAUUUAAGUUUCUGGCAAUCAAAAGCUGAGGGUACAAAUGCUCGGAAAGCAUACUUCAUGAUAUGUGAACGAGGGCCGUGUGCAUUUAUUAAUGGUACUGUGCAACUGAUACGUGAUUGUCUUGCUGAUGGUUCUAGCAUGCAGAAGCUCUAUUGUUCAGCAUCUUCUCAUAUAUCUGAGAGGAUCAGUGUAUUGACUAGUUUAAGAUACUAUUUGGCUGCAUUUUUGGCCAAGGUCUAUACUGAGGUUGACGCAAUUGGAGAGGAUCUGGUUAAAGAUGUGGAGAGCUCAGUCCCCUCCUUAUUGGUUGCUAUCAAUGAUUUAUUUCUGAAAUUGGAGGCAUCUAUUGGCCAAUUUCAUGCAAAUCGCCGCAGUGGCUCAUCUGUGGAUGGAAGCUAUUCACAUCCUCUGCUGUUUGCAAAACUUCCUGAAGUAAGCCAGGAAGGUUAUCAGUGGACGGAUUAUGAGAUUAGCGACGCGAUCAACUUAAUAUAUGAAAACCUACACAGAUUGGACUCUUAUUUGUCUGUGCUUGUUUCCAAACAUCGCAAGCCAAGGACAGUAACUUUGUAUUGGAUGCGUUAUAGCUGUGGAGCUCUUGGCAUUUCUGUUUGUUCAUUAUGGCUUCUUCGUCAUAGCAAGUUGAUGGGAAGCUCUGACAUUGACAAUUGGAUCCGUGAGGCAAAGGAUUCAACCAUAAGUUUUUGGAACGAUCAUGUAGAGCAGCCAGUUUUGGCUAUAAGGAAUGAACUCUUUGAGACCUUCAGGAAAAGGCAAAAGGGUGUAAUGGAACGUGAAGAAGUGCAGUUGACAGCUGAUUCUCUACAUAGAAUGCUCUUAGCUUUCAGCGAGCAGACAGUAGGUAAAAAGUUUCCAGAGAAUGCAUCUGACCAGGAAAUGCUUGAGAUUGUAAUGACCAGGUAUGAGAAAGAACUUAUGCAUCCAAUCCAGGGUCUUGUAGGUGGAGAGCUUGUUCGCGCUCUUCUUAUUCAGGUUCAGAAGCUAAAACUGGAUAUUGAAGAAGCAAUGCUCGAGCUAGAUCAGAUCCUGAGGGCCAACGAAAUCAACUUUGCAAUUCUAGCUGCUUUACCAGCUUUCUUUCUCUCCCUCAUUCUAGCUAUGUUAGUGCGAGCAUGGAUUAAACAGGAUACGAGAGCUGAAGGUAGAGGAAGAGUUGCCCGUAUUCAAAGAAGGCUUCUGCUAGUGGAAAUUGAAAGAGCGAUAAUGCAGUGUCAGAGUUGCAAAGAUCAAGGCUUGGAGAAUGAUGCUCAAUGCAUGUAUGGUCUUGUGCUGUGUUUUCUUGAUUCCCUACAUACUGUGGUGGAGGGGCAUGCAAAAGCAACCGGUGAAUGGAUAUGUUUAAGACAGGACAUCAUCGAUUUGGCGAAGCCAGGCAUCCCAACUGAACAUAAGCUCCGUAUUGCAUGGCGCAUGGAGCGGGUGUAUGAGUGCUUACUUCCGUCAUCGAAACGCCACUAACUGUGUCGGAAUGCUAUUUCCCAGAUGCUGGCACCUUGAUCUUGUGUCGGAUUUUGUAGUCUCAUGGAAGAUUGUUCUUAACCAUGCUGUGGCCUUUCACGCACAAUUCCUUUUACUUGCUGUGAGGACUGUUUCCAUUUCCUGAAAUCAGGUACUCCCUAAAGCUAUUCGGAGGCACUUUGCCUGAUUGAAUUCCAACCUGUUGGCUAUGUUGAAGCGAUGUCAUAACUUGCGACUAAUAAUUCAUAAUUCGACUUGAGCAGUACUCAAGUGGGCGGUGGUUUUCUUGAUGUUCUCCCGAUUGUUGUUUUUUUGUUAAUGUAAUUCUUACCACAGUCAAGGGCUUCCUUCAUCGAUCUCUUUUGUUCUAACCGAUUUUCUGAAAAUGUUCUCAGCACUUUAUCAUCAGUUUGUUCGGUUUUUGGAAUUUAUUCUUCCUUCUGAAAAUACUUUGUUUUACUAUUCAUAAAGAUCAUGUGAUUGUCAUAUUUCGAUGCAAA